This is a messenger RNA of Gloeophyllum trabeum ATCC 11539, 1087 nucleotides long. RefSeq names its product ras-domain-containing protein. The transcript has 9 exons. The record is from RefSeq and is a predicted model, not a curated record. NCBI's taxonomy places the organism in Eukaryota, Fungi, Basidiomycota, Agaricomycetes, Gloeophyllales, Gloeophyllaceae. Gene Ontology annotation, molecular function: GTPase activity; GTP binding. Bases 179 to 832 code for a protein of 217 amino acids. Gene Ontology annotation, biological process: small GTPase-mediated signal transduction.
CGACCGCGAUUCUCCCUCCGUCCUCCUCUCUCACCGCCCGCCCGCGCCUUAUAUCCCCUCCUCGCAACAGCUCAUUGCCUGACCUUGACGAUUACACGACCGACUGAACCCGCCGCCGAUUUGCACCGGUGUCUGUGACGCCCACGUCCGACCGAAAUUUGUCUCGCUCGCGACCGCCAUGUCGACCUCUCAGAGCCCCAUCCGCCGGAAGCUGGUUAUCGUGGGUGAUGGUGCCUGCGGAAAGACGUCGCUGUUAUGUUCGUUCGCGCUCGGAGAGUUCCCCAAGGAAUACCAACCGACCAUCUUUGAGAACUACGUGGCAGAGAUCAGGCUGGACGGCAAACCCGUGCAGCUGGCGUUGUGGGAUACCGCCGGACAAGAAGAAUACGAGCGUUUACGACCCCUCUCCUACUCUAAAUCCCAUGUUAUCUUGAUCGCGUUCGCAAUCGACACCCCAGAUUCGCUCGACAACGUGACCGUAAAGUGGAUCGAAGAAGUGCGCUCGAUCUGCGGGCCGACGAUCCCCGUGCUGCUCGUCGGCUGCAAGUCCGACCUGCGCCCGCCGCCGGGCGACCCGCGCCUCGGCAACUACGUCUCGCGCGCGCAGGCGGAGCGCGUUGCGCAGGCGAUCGGCGCGCGGGCGUACAAAGAGUGCUCGGCGCUGAAGAUCGAGGGCGUGGACGACGUGUUCGAGGCGGCGACGCGCGCGAGCAUGCUCAUGCGCGAGGGCGUGCCCGCGCACGUGCCCUCGACGGAGCGCCAGGGCCACCGGCGGCGGCACAGCGACGCGGGCGACGACGCGGGCGCGGGCAAGUGCUGCGUCAUCUGCUAGUCGUCUCCUCGCCGGCCGUGUUCGCCCCCGCCCCCGCCCGACUGCAUCUCUCGUUCUUUAUUACAGCACCCAGCCCAGCCCCGUGUUCCCUUUUUCGCUUACCCAUUGACGCGUUUCCCUUUAUUCGUGGUCCGAGUAUACGUAUACGUUUAUCUGCCGCAACACGGACAGCGCUAGCUAGACCCCCGCCCGCAUAUAUCUACAAGAGUACAUGGCUAAAUUGACGCAUGGAAUGCACGGACUUUGUAUAGCCGC